Oxyura jamaicensis (ruddy duck) is the source of this 3816-nucleotide messenger RNA. RefSeq names its product squalene epoxidase (gene SQLE). The transcript has 11 exons. Gene Ontology annotation, biological process: sterol biosynthetic process; cholesterol metabolic process. The record is from RefSeq and is a predicted model, not a curated record. NCBI's taxonomy places the organism in Eukaryota, Metazoa, Chordata, Aves, Anseriformes, Anatidae. Bases 444 to 2165 code for a protein of 573 amino acids. Gene Ontology annotation, molecular function: squalene monooxygenase activity; flavin adenine dinucleotide binding. Gene Ontology annotation, cellular component: endoplasmic reticulum; membrane.
AGGGGCAGGGGACAGGGAAUAGGGGAUAGGGGCAGGCUGGGCACAGCACAGGGGAGGUCCCACAGCCAGAGUAGGGAAGGGAAUCAUCAUAGAGAGAAGCCUUGAGCUUUGUGAGCAUCCCUUGUGGCAGCCCAGGUGCUGCGUGUUUUUUAUAUAUAUAUAUAAUUUCAUUUUUUAUUAUUUUUUCUAUUAUUAUUUUUUGAAUGCACCGCAGGUGCUGUACAGGUCCUUGGGGAUUUUAAGAAGACGUCUGAGGGCGGUUUUUAUAGGUUCCCCUUUGGAGCAGGGGCUGGGCUCACGGCCAUCCCCCCUUCCAUCACGACGCAAGCCCUGGCUCCGUUUCUCUAAUUAAUAUCUUCCUUGAAAAAGCCCUGAUUUCGGGAGCAUCAGCCGGCCUUCACGCUUUCAGGGAAGCCGCCGGGAGCGGCGGGCGGCGCGGCGCGAUGUGGACUUUCCUGGGCAUCGCCUCCUUCAUCUACGUGUACAAGAAGUGCGGGGACCUGCUGAGCUACGCCAACAAGGAGCUGCUGCUCUCCGCCUUCGUCUUCUUUUCCCUGGGCUUGCUGCUGUCCUACAGGUACCACUUCAGGGGGCCCAGGCAGCAGCGGUGGCGGCAGAAGAGCCACCUGGGGAUGCUCUCCGAUGUCCUCUCGGCUCUGCCGCUCGUUGGCUUCUUCUGGGCCAAACCCAGCGCGGGGGCUCGGCGGGUCGAGGCACCCAAAUCCCGAAAGGGUAAAAUAGAAGUAAAUUUCUCAGACAUUCACCUGACAGAGACUGCUACAAAUACAGCCUUAUCACCGCAGUACGAUCCAGAAAUUAUCAUCGUGGGUUCGGGUGUCCUUGGUUCUUCCUUGGCCACAGUGCUCUCAAGGGAUGGAAGAAAAGUGACUGUAAUUGAGAGGGAUCUGAAAGAACCUGACAGGAUAGUUGGAGAAUUGUUGCAACCUGGAGGCUUUAAUGCACUUAGAGACUUGGGUCUUGAAGAUACGGUAGAAGGUAUCGAUGCACAAACAGUAAAUGGCUACAUAAUUCAUGACAUAGAGACCAAGUCGGAGGUUGAAAUUCCUUAUCCAACAUCUGAAGAUGGCCGCGUAGCGAGCGGAAGGUCUUUUCAUCAUGGCAAGUUCAUCAUGGGGCUCCGAAAGGCAGCUAUGGCAGAGCCCAAUGCAAAAUUCAUUGAAGGAACUGUGUUACAACUGCUUGAAGAAGAUGAUUGUGUAGUGGGUGUUCAGUACAAGGACAAAGAAACUGGAGAUACUAAGGAACUUCAUGCACCACUUACUGUUGUAGCAGAUGGACUUUUCUCCAAAUUUAGAAAAAACUUGGUCUCCAACAACGUUACUGUUUCAUCCCACUUUGUUGGUUGCAUUUUGAAGGAUGCAUCACAAUUUAAAACUAAUUACGCUGAACUUGUUUUAGCUAAAACUAGUCCGGUGCUAAUCUAUCAGAUUUCUUCAACUGAGACUCGAGUCCUUGUUGAUAUUCGAGGGAAAAUGCCAAAAAACUUAAAAGAAUAUAUGAUUGAGAACAUUCAUCCGCAACUACCUGAUCACCUGAAGGAACCAUUUUUAGCAGCAGUUCAGAAUGAUCGUUUAAGAACUAUGCCAGCAAGCUUCUUGCCUCCUUCAGCUGUUAACAAAAAAGGAGUUCUUCUUUUGGGAGAUGCAUAUAAUAUAAGACACCCUCUGACUGGUGGAGGAAUGAGUGUUGUUUUAAAUGAUGUCAAAAUAUGGAGAAGCUUGCUCCAGGAUAUUCCAGACCUUUAUGAAGAUUCUGAUGUUCUUAAGGCAAAAAAAUCAUUUUACUGGUCAAGAAAAAAGUCUCAUUCUUUUGUAGUGAAUGUUCUUGCCCAAGCACUUUAUGAACUUUUUGCUGCCACAGAUGAUUCCUUGCAUCAGCUGAAGAAAGCCUGUUUCCAUUACUUCAGACUUGGUGGAGAGUGUGUCUCGGGUCCUGUUGGAUUGCUGUCUGUGUUAUCUCCUAAGCCAAUGGUACUGAUUGGCCACUUCUUUGCUGUGGCACUAUAUGCUGUUUAUUUCUGCUUUAAGUCAGAGUCCUGGAUUACCACACCUCGAGCAUUUUUCAGUAGUGGAGCUAUACUUUACAGGAGUUGCUCUAUAAUAUUUCCACUUAUUUACUCUGAAAUGAAAUCCCUAAUCUAUUAAGGGGAAAUGACUGGAAGAAGAAAACAUGAAGAUCGUGAUGCCUUUAAAAUCUUUGGACAUGUACUAUUUAAUAUUGUAUUAUGUUUUCUUCAAAAUGCAAUUUCCUUGAUCAGGAUUUGACUUAAUUUUGUUUUUGUGGUUAUAUACAUAUAUAUUAUAUGUAAAUAUUCUUUCCUUUGCAAUUAAAAUUCAAAGAGGAGUUAGCUGUUUACAAGAACCAUAAUUAAGUGUUGACUUAUGGUAGACAAUUGCCAGUUUUGUCAGAAUUUCAUCCCUCGCUUUACCCAUUGCAGACUGCACCACUAAUAUUAAUAAACUGAAAAGUGAAAACUGUAAACCAUAUGCUGCUAUUAUCCUUCAUGCUUCUUUCUGUUCAACAGUUCCAUAAAAUAUUUCUUCAUUUCUGUGAAAUACUGUAAGAAAAUUCUUGAUUUGGGUUAUUUCAUUAGGAUUUGCCUCUGUUCUUUUUAAUUUGCAGCUAAGAUGCUAGUAUGCUGACACUUAAAAGGACACUAAAGAAUUUCAGAUUUGGAAAUGUCACUGUAUCUUUAAUGUCAGUCACUGUUGCAAAUGCCAUAUUACUCUUCCAAAAUCAUUCUUUACACCAGAAUUACUUUAACCAAGUACUAAUCAAACCACGGGCAUGUUGGCUACUGCAUUGCACCCAGGUACUGAAAGCACAUGGUUUUUGAAACGUUCUUCCCAUCUCACUUCCUUUUAAAAACUUCAGGGUUUUGUUUUGUCUUUCUUGGUGUGUUUGCCACUAACUGAAGCACAGCAACAAACUGUGUCCGCUGAAACUUCAGUCCAGGCUGUUUCCAGUAGACAGUAAUUGCCAAUAUUACUUCUAAAAAAUUGUGAAGUACCAUGAAAGUGUCCUUUUAAUGCUUGGAAUAGAUAUUGUUCCUUCCUGUAGAAAUUACUGCAUGUUACUUGAGAGUCCAUGUAUUCCUCUGUUGGUCAAUAUUCUCUCGAUGUUUACCUUAACCAGUAUGCUUUCUUUUGCUCUUGUGUUCUUCCAUUUUUUCCCUACCUUUCUUAUGAUUGCUUUGUGUAUCACCACGUGGCUUUCCUGUUUUGGCUUGCCUAAACAAUCAUGCAUCGGUGCAGCCAAGAGUUUAGAGAGCAGUAACAUUAUGCUUUUCUGUGCUUAAAAAAACCUUUGGCUAUAUGUUUUGAAAAUUACAGAUUGCGUAAGCUGUAUAUAAACCUACAUUUUAUGUUGGAUUGUAGAAAAAAAUCUGUGGAGGGGAUUUUUUUUUAGUAUUUUUUUGACAGUUACUUCAAAUUACCUUUUUCUUUUUUUUUUUUUCCAGAAGAGAAAAAUGUAUAUAUUUUUCUAACCAUUAUCACUUUUGAUACCCUCUUGAAAUUAAAUAUAAACACAUUCAUGAUGCAUGUAAAGUUAGGGUGAAGUACUAAUAUUUUCAGAUGUUGUUAUUUGUGGUAACUAAAUGAUGCCCCUUUAAGGCUACACAAAGUUCACAGGAUUUAUACAAGUGUUUUCAAAAUUUGUGACAAUUUUUAAAAGGUUGACUACUUUUUCUAUUUUUUUAUUAUUAUUUGCAGUCAUUCUUUUUAAAUUCAAGGGUAAACAAUCCUGUGCCAAAUACACACCCUCAGCUAACUUAAAUAAAAUUUUAUAUCUGUA